This is a messenger RNA of Sinocyclocheilus grahami, 2093 nucleotides long. Its product is annotated as plasma protease C1 inhibitor-like. Lineage: Eukaryota; Metazoa; Chordata; Actinopteri; Cypriniformes; Cyprinidae. The record is from RefSeq and is a predicted model, not a curated record. Gene Ontology annotation, biological process: negative regulation of endopeptidase activity. Gene Ontology annotation, molecular function: serine-type endopeptidase inhibitor activity. The transcript has 10 exons. Bases 116 to 1948 code for a protein of 610 amino acids.
CUGGGGAAAGAAAACACAGCAAGAGGACCAGACAAAAGUGCCAAACAGACAAGACGUUUCAUGGGCUUGAAGCUUCUUUCCAUUUGGAAUUAUAUCUGCGUUUGAAUCCAACACCAUGUAUCUCGUCCUGCUGUUGCUCUGUGCAGGUCUUUCCCUGUCUACCUGCGACAUCACUGUUCUGCUAAACUCCGGCGUUCUCCUUUCUUGUCUUCCUGAUGAUGCCCCUGUGCUGGCAGACCCCACAUACACCUGGAGCUUCACGUCUGCUCACACACAGCAGCAGCACACACUUAAGGAGAAAGGAAAACUCCUGAACCUCAGAAACAUAAAUACGACCCACGAAGGCCAGUACAAGUGUGUUCAGGAUGGCUAUAAAGCAGAGGAUCGUAUGAGGUUGAGCAGAACAUUCACAAUACGUGUGGAAGUGCCCCCACGCUUUCAGGAAUGGCAGGUUGUCAAAGAAGUAGCUGGGAAUGAUGUGACGCUUCCAUGCAAGGUUGCCACGUUUUUCUCUUCCGGAGAGACAGAAACCCCUCCUGUUGUCUGGAAACGAGGGACCGAAAAUGGUGCGAGGCUUCUCAAGCUCGACAAAGACACGGAUGACCAAGAGGAGGAGGACAAGACACCUCACAGGAUUUUCUGGAACAUCAGCCCUGAAGAAAAGGACUGGGCAAUUAAAAUUAGUCAGACCAGAGAGGAAGACGCUGGGAUGUACCACUGUGUCAUAAAUAAUACAUCUCAGAUGCUGUCAGUGGAGCUGGAAGUGGCAGCCCUCCCUCUGCCCCGCUGCUAUGGCCACACUGGCCCAUUGGAGGACUGUGAGGACCAGGACAGCAGAUCAGGGAAGGCAAUUCUGCAGGAUUCACUCAGAGACUUCUCCGCCUCUGUAUACGCCGAACUUAAAGGCUCAAAACCCCAAACCAACUUGAUCUUCUCUCCAACCAGCAUUGCUGUAGCUCUUUACAACCUGCUAUUGGGUGCUCGAGGUGAGACCAGAACACAGCUGGAAGGUGCUCUUAGGAUUCCUGUAGAAUUCUCCUGUGUGCAUUCUGAGACAAAGAAACUGAAACAAGUGAUAAAGGACACACUGAAAAUGGCCUCUGCUAUCUUUUAUUCCCCAGAGCGACAGUUGGGAGAAGCUUUUGUCAACCAAUCAAAUGAGUUCUAUGAUGCCAUGCCAGAGAAGCUGACCAAUGACAGCAAUCAAAACGUGAUUCUCAUCAAUCAAUGGGUGGCAAAGAAGACAAACAAUAAAAUCACCGAGUUAAUUGAUUAUGUGGAUCCCACCACCUCGUUUAUUUUGUUAAAUGCUGUCUACUUUAAUGGUAAAUGGAAGACCGUUUUUGAAUCAACAAAUAAACGGGAAAACUUCAUGAAGUUUUCAGGUGAGGUCAUUGAAGUGCAGACUCUCUACAGCUCCAAGUAUAACCUUCAAAUGGGCUACAACAAAAAAUUACAGGCUGAGGUCGGAAAGUUCCCUCUUACGGGUAAAAACAGCCUGUACAUACUGAUCCCGCGCACAACGUCAGAAGAAUCCUUUGUAUUGAUGGAGAAUAAUAUAAACAAAGAUUCUAUUCUAUCAAUGGUAUCUGAGAUGAAUAAAAUCCCAGCCCAAACCGCUGAGGUCAUACUGCCUAAAAUUAAACUGACAGUGGACACACAACUGGAGGACUUGCUGAGGAAUCUGGGUUUGUCAGAUCUCUUCCUAAAUCCUAACUUGUGUGGAAUAUUUCCGGAUGAAUCUGAAUCAUUGCUCUCAGAUGCCCGUCACAGCGCCUUUCUCUCGCUGACAGAGAAGGGAGUGGAGGCCGCCGCAGUCACAAGCAUCUCUUUUUCUCGCUCUUUCUCUUCUUUUGCAGCUCUACAGCCCUUCGUUCUGAUACUGUGGAGCGAUGAGGCUGGCGCUCCUCUUUUCAUGGGAAGAAUAAUUAAUCCAAUUAAUCCAUAAAAAGACAACACAACAGUGUCACGCCACAAAAAAAUAAUCAAACUUUCUUUUAUCCCAAACAAAUGCAUUUAUGUAACAAUAUCAUGUUAUGCAUAGAGUUAGAAUGCAUGCAGAAUCUCGGUCAUUAAAGAUGUACUUUACAUCA